AUGCUCGUCCGGUCAGUGGUGCGCUCGCUCCAGCGAGGUUCUCCUCGUCUCUUCUCGUCUGCUGCAGCCGUAGAGACGAAACCCAAAGGCUCACCAUUUGCACGCUACUUCUGGUAUACGACUGGCAUCAUGUUGGGCAUCCCUGGUGCUAUAGGAGGGGUGUUCGUGUACAACCUGCAGACAGACGACGAAUUCUACAACCACUUUAACGACCGCUACCCUGAUCUCAUCGACACUAUCAACGAAUACGUGCCGCUGAACGAGUCGCUUCUUGAAUUGGCCAAGCGUGAGGAUAGUGGCCCAAUCGGGUCCACAGAAGACCUCAUUAAUGAGACUGUGACGGUGGUAGCGGAGCUGCAAUCAGGCCAUAAGGUGAAAUUUGACGUAUUGGGCUCGGCCAGUCAGAAGGAGAUCGAGGCGCUUGCACUCAAGCAGUCAGCCAAGCCCGAGAACGACCGUGUGGUGAACGUCACCUUUGCAGAGGAAGGAGACGACGCGAAGGACAAGAAGGCGGUGGCACCUACUGCACAGGAAGCCUGGCCACCCGCUCCUCGUGUCACGUGGGGUAGUGCUGCUGUCGCGCAGAAGAGCAAGAAGCCUGUGGACUCGGCCAAAGAACUCCGUCUGCAGAUCGAGGAGAUCCGUGCGCAACAAGCGGCUCUCGAGGAGUCCAAAUAUGCCGGACGUGACAUCGAUGAAGCGGAUGAGGAGAUCGCGGUGCUAGAGGCGCGUAAGAUCGAGUUGAAGGAGCAACUUCCACGCAAGCGCUUCUUGUGGAUCUUUUAGACUCGAGAUGGAGAUAACAAGU
This is a messenger RNA of Phytophthora infestans T30-4, 808 nucleotides long. RefSeq lists its product as uncharacterized. The record is from RefSeq and is a predicted model, not a curated record. The coding region runs from base 1 to 786 and encodes 261 amino acids. The transcript is spliced from 2 exons. NCBI's taxonomy places the organism in Eukaryota, Oomycota, Peronosporomycetes, Peronosporales, Peronosporaceae.